Messenger RNA from Arabidopsis lyrata subsp. lyrata, 2668 nucleotides. Its product is annotated as protein LHY. The transcript has 9 exons. Lineage: Eukaryota; Viridiplantae; Streptophyta; Magnoliopsida; Brassicales; Brassicaceae. The coding region runs from base 419 to 2338 and encodes 639 amino acids. The record is from RefSeq and is a predicted model, not a curated record. Gene Ontology annotation, molecular function: DNA binding.
GCUGAGAUUGCUUCUGGCUUCUCUUCUUCUUCUUCCAGUCUUCUUCAGCCCAAAACAGUCUUCCUUCUUCCUCUUCAGUUUAUCUUCUUCUUUCUCUGCUCUUCCUUUUUUUCCUCUGUUUUUGUUUAUUUUUAGAGAUUUUUUUUUUUGCUUCCGAUUUGAUUAUUUCCGGGAACAAUGACUUCUCCGGCUAGUUCCCAGUGAGAUGAUCUAGUUUGCAUAUUUGGUUCCUCCAUGGCUACUCUCGAGGGUUUUGGCUGCGAUGGAUUCGUUUGGUUGCUCUAGAAUCUAAAGAGGUUAUCACAACGGCUUUGCAAUUUGGAAACUUUCAUGUUUGGGGAGAUCGAAGAUGGUUUCUUUAUUAUAUUUUACUUGUUAGAGAGGAUUUGAAGCAGCGAAUAGCUGCAACGGUCCUGUUAUGGAUACUAAUAUAUCUGGAGAAGAAUUAUUAGCUAAGGCAAGAAAGCCGUAUACAAUAACAAAGCAGCGAGAGCGAUGGACAGAUGAUGAGCAUGAGAGGUUUCUAGAAGCCUUGAGGCUUUAUGGAAGAGCUUGGCAACGAAUUGAAGAACAUAUUGUGACAAAGACUGCUGUUCAGAUCAGAAGUCAUGCACAAAAGUUCUUCACAAAGUUGGAGAAAGAGGCUGAAGCUAAAGGCAUCCCUGUUUGCCAAGCUUUGGACAUAGAAAUUCCACCUCCUCGUCCUAAACGGAAACCCAAUACCCCUUAUCCUCGAAAACAUGGGAAUAACGGUACAUCUUCCUCACAAGUAUCAUCAGCAAAAGAUGCAAAACUUGCUUCGUCGGCCUCUUCUUCACAGUUUAAUCAGUCGUUCUUGGAUUUGGAAAAAAUGCCGUUUUCUGAGAAAACAUCAACUGGAAAAGAAAAUCAAGAUGAUAAUUGCUCGGAUGUUUCUACUGUGAACAAGUAUCCCUUACCAAAGAAACUGGGAAUUGCCGAUAUUGAAACAAGUAAGACCUCAACUGUGGACAACGCGGUUCAAGAUGCUCCCAAGAAGAACAAACACAAAGAUGGUAACGAUGGUACUGUUUACAGCGUGCAAAACUACCUUUGGCAUUCCCACGCGGGUAUUGUGAACGGGAAUAUAGCAAAAUGCCCUCAAAAUCAUCCCUUAGGUAUGGUAUCUCAAGACUUCAUGUUUCAUCCUAUGAGAGAAGAAAGUCACGGGCACGCAAAUCUUCAAGCUACAACAGCAUCUGCUACAGCUUCUCAUCAAGCGUUUCCAGCUUGUCAUUCACAGAAUGAUUACCAUUCGUUUCUCCAGAUGUCUUCUACUUUCUCCAAUCUUAUUAUGUCAAAUCUCCUACAGAAUCCUGCUGCUCAUGCUGCAGCUACAUUUGCUGCUUCGGUCUGGCCUUAUGCGAAUGUUGGAAAUUCUGGAGAUUCGUCAACCCCAGUGAGCUCUUCCCCUCCAAGUAUAGCUGCCAUUGCUGCUGCUACAGUAGCUGCUGCAACUGCUUGGUGGGCUUCUCAUGGACUUCUUCCUGUAUGUGCUCCAGCUCCAAUUACAUGUGUUCCAUUACCAACUCCAGCAAUGACUGAGAUGGGUACCGUUGAAAAUGCUCAACUACCGCUUGAGAAACAAAACACAGCUCUGCAAGAUCAAAACGUGGCUUCAAAAUCUCUAGCUUCAUCAUCCGAUGAUUCAGAGGAGACUGGAGUAACCAAGCUAAAUGUUGACUCAAAAACCCAAGGUGAUAAGGUUGGAGAGGUUGUUGCUGCUGCUGCUGUGCAUGAUUCAAACACUACCCAGAAGAAAAAUAUGGUGGAUCGGUCAUCGUGUGGCUCAAACACACCUUCAGGGAGUGACGCGGAAACAGAUGCAUUAGAUAAAAUGGAGAAAGAUAAAGAGGAUGUGAAGGAGACAGAUGAAAAUCAGCCAGAUGUUAUUGAGUUAAAUAACCGUAAGAUUAAAAUGAGAGACAACAACAACAACAACAACAACCCAACUACUGAUUCAUGGAAGGAAGUCUCCGAAGAGGGUCGUAUAGCAUUUCAGGCUCUCUUUGCAAGAGAAAAAUUGCCUCAAAGCUUUUCACUUCCUCAAGUGGCAGAGAAUGUGAAUGGAAAACAAAGGGACACAGCCAUGCCAUUGGUUCCUAAUUUUAAAAGCCAAGAUUCCUGUGCUGCAGACCAAGAAAGAGUAGUAAUGAUCGGUGUUGGACCAGGCAAGAAUCUUAAAACGAGACAGACAGGGUUUAAGCCAUACAAGAGAUGUUCAAUGGAACUGAAAGAGAGCCAAGUUGGGAACACAAACAAUCAAAGCGAUGAAAAAGUCUGCAAAAGGCUUCGAUUGGAAGGAGAAGCUUCUACAUGACAGACAGACUUUGAGGUAUAAAAAAAACAUCCACAUUUUUAUCAAUAUCUUUAAAUCUAGUGUUAGUAGUUGCUUCUCCAAUCUUUAUGAAAGAGACUUUUAAUCUUCCUUUUAGAUCCAUCCGAACAUUUCUUUGGUCAUGUCAGGUUCUGUACCAUAUUACCCCAUGUCUUGUCUCUUGUCUCUCGUCUUUGUUUGUGUAUGCUACUUCUGGUCUAUAUGUCUGCUGCUACUACUGUUAAUUAACCAUUUAAGCAAUGGAUUUGUGUCUCUACUCUUCUGUUUUUUAAAAAUUGUGGAUAUUGAUCAUAAAUGCUUUUGAAUGAUGGA